Messenger RNA from Halteromyces radiatus, 2169 nucleotides. RefSeq lists its product as uncharacterized. The record is from RefSeq and is a predicted model, not a curated record. The transcript has 9 exons. Gene Ontology annotation, biological process: mitotic cell cycle. The coding region runs from base 28 to 1983 and encodes 651 amino acids. NCBI's taxonomy places the organism in Eukaryota, Fungi, Mucoromycota, Mucoromycetes, Mucorales, Cunninghamellaceae.
UUUCGCUUCAUCUUCACUCAAUACAUAAUGUCACCGAAAUUUAAAUCACUCUCCAUGGCCUCCUCUACUACUUCUAUAUCUCCACGUGCGUCUUUACCAAUACUUAAUACAAGAAGACGUAUGACUCAUCGACAGCAACAACGAUCCUUACUAUCCGACCCUGAAUCCAACAAUCUGACCCUUUCACCUGUAUUUCAAGUGACCAAUAAUAUUAAUGAAGAAAAACAACUUGGUCCUCAAAUUCCUAUUGCACCUCCAUCAAAAGAAUCAUCAACCGUCCCUCAUAGAGCUUCAUCACCGGCCACUUUGAUCAACAACCGACAAAACACUCCUGAAUGUUUAAAAGGGGUGGUUGCAUGUCUCGAUAUUCGAACCGAAGAUGGUGACGACGUCUCUGAAAACUUUGAAAAUGCACUGAAAUCAAUGGGAGCAAAGACUAGGAAAACAUUUGCAGAUUCUGUCACGCAUUUGGUUUACAAAAAUGGAUCAGCAAUUAAUGUAAAGAAGGCCCUUCAGAAAGACUGCAAGAUUGUCAAUUUAUUAUGGAUCACCAAUUGCAAAAGCGAAGGAAAACGACUUCCUGAAGAUAAAUACCUCAUCAAACAACCGGAAAACUUACUUUUGGCUGGUUCUAAACGACGGAAAUCUAUGGAACCUGGUAGAGUGAAAGCGUUAGUACUAGAUGAAUCUUCUUUACCACUACAAGAUGAACAUAUAUCUGAUAAACGACACAAUGAAUCCCAAGACAACAACACUUUAUCAAAACGACUCAAAUCUCCCAACGUACGACCAAGAUUAUCCAAUCCUCAUCGAAGGAAAACAGUAUCCCACUGGGAAACAUCAGCCAUCAUUCCAAGGGAGGCAACAUCGAGCCAUACUGGUACAUCAAACAGACCUGAUUUAUCUCUCGAAUUAGGUGACCUGGAUUUGAACUUUGUUGAUAUGGAUGAUUCUUCAUCGACAUCAAUACAAUUAGGACGCAUGAACGAGGAUACCAAGGAUACCAAGGAAAAUCAUGGCAGACCCUCCUUACCAGCAUCAUUUUCCAGAUCUAUGCGACGACUCAGUUUCAAGGACGAACAUACCACUACCAAUACAACACCGACACAUGUAUCACAAAAACCUCAAGUGAACAGUAAUAUCAAGGCUGGAUUUUACAUUGGAAAACCUUCACCCACUUCAACAACAACCGCUACUCUAAUACCAUCAUCACCACCAUCAUCAUCGAUCACAUCUAAUCUUUCCAGUAAUUCACCGAUCAUUAGAAGGCGACGUCGUUCGCUUUCUAAUCGUUUUGUACCAACCACACUUUCUGCCAGCACUAGCUCUAGUACCACUUAUACAACUGAUAAUACCGAUUCUAUUACUCCUGAUGUAUCUCAAUCCUCGCCGUCAUCUUCAUCGCCAUCACGCUUAUCUUUAUCCAAAUCAUCUGUCAAACAACAACAACCCACCAUUGUCAUGACUAGUAUGACAGAACAAAUGAAAUCACAAUGCAGCAAAAUCAUCAAACGAUUAGGGAAAUAUGAAUUAUCUUCCUCCGUGGAUGAAAGGACAACACAUGUUAUCGUGGGUUGUCAAAGAAGAACAGAAUCAGUCAUUUUUGGAUUAUUAUAUCGCGUCUGGUUAGUGACUCCUGAUUGGAUUUUGGACAGCAACAAAUCAAAAGAAUACGUUGAUGAAACCGAUUAUGAAGCCAUUCUAUACUUUCCACGAGCAAGAGCAGCACGACGACAUGAUCCUUUGUUACCAUCCAAUGUCAGUAUAUACAUCGCAUGCACUGGUAUACCCGUCGAAAUGAUCAAACGAUUUAUUACCAAAGCUGGUGGUCAUGUAGCUAGUCGUUUACAAGAUGCUGAUAUCAUUAUAAGCAAUAAGGCAAUGGAAUCAAAUGGGAUUAUUGUAACGGAGAAUUGGUUAUUGGAUUCCAUUGAACAUUGGCGAUAUCUUCCAGCAAACAAAUAUAGUCCUGUUUCUUCUUAGUAUAGUAAGUAUAGUUCCUUUUUGACAUUUAUUGUAGUUGUAUAUUAGACAUUUUCCUGCAUUUUUUUUUUUUAUAUAUCAUCGUCAUUCCCUAUUGUUUGCUCUCUUUACGUAUCCAACAAAAAGAACAAAGUAAAUACAUGGAUGUCUCUCUUUUUUGAUUUUUUUUUCCUUUUUUUUUUUUUU